Messenger RNA from Aspergillus vadensis CBS 113365, 1047 nucleotides. Its product is annotated as NAD(P)-binding protein. The transcript has 2 exons. Bases 1 to 1047 code for a protein of 348 amino acids. NCBI's taxonomy places the organism in Eukaryota, Fungi, Ascomycota, Eurotiomycetes, Eurotiales, Aspergillaceae. Gene Ontology annotation, molecular function: oxidoreductase activity, acting on the CH-OH group of donors, NAD or NADP as acceptor. The record is from RefSeq and is a predicted model, not a curated record.
AUGCCAACUACACUAGUUACCGGAGGCACAGGCUACAUAGCCCUUCACGUCAUAAAGCUGCUCCUCGAGCAGGGACACAAAGUCCACACGACCGUGCGGAGCGUCAAAAAUUCCACCAAAUGCGAGCCCCUCUUCAACCUCCAGUCUCAAUAUCCGGGAAGUCUCUCCUUAUUUGAGGCAGACCUACUGAAAGAUGGUUCUUUUCUACAGGCCAUGGAGGGCUGCGAUAUCGUGCACCAUAUCGCAUCCCCGUUCUUAAGCCCCUCGCAAAUCAAGGAUGGGUUACGCGAGUGCGUGGAGCCAGCUCUCAGCGGAACCAGAAACGUACUCGAGUCUGUGAAUCAAUGUCAGGCUGUAUGGCGAGUUGUUUUGACGUCAUCUGUGGCUGCUAUGUACGGCGAUUCCAUGGACAUCCAUUCCGCCGAGAACAGCACACUCACCGAGUCUCACUGGAACGAAGCCAGCAGCGUGACUAAUAACCCAUACUACUAUUCCAAAGUAAUCGCAGAGCGCGAAGCCUGGAAGAUACACGCCGCCCAGGAUCGCUGGGACCUCGUGGUCCUGAACCCAGGAUUAGUUCUCGGGCCAUCAUUGUCGUCUGAAUCCGUCUCAGGCAGUCUCUUCAUGAUUGAUAACAUGUUUCGUGGGAAUGACCGCAUGGGUGCUGCGGAAUUGUACUUUCCUGUGGUGGAUGUGCGGGAUGUGGCUGAGGCGCAUAUCAGAGUUGGCAGUAUGCCAAGUGCUAAAGGGCGGUAUCUCAUUGUGGGGAGUGAGGAGACAUUCAGCAUGUUGGAAUUGGCAGAUAUGGUUCGGCCUGUGCAUCGGAAUCCGAGGGUUUUGCCUACUCGCUUUUUGCCAAGAUUCAUUGUUUACCUGGCUGGCCCGUUUGUGGGUGUUUCAAUUAAGUGGCUUGCUCGAAAUCUGGGCGUGAGAAUUGGUGUUGACAACAAGAGGAGUGUGAGGGAGCUGGGGAUGGAGUAUCGGUCUGUGGAGAGCAUGAUUAGGGAUCAUUAUGAGGCGUGGGUGGAAAGGGAAGAAGGUCGCUAG